AUGGCCUCCUCCACGAUCCGCUCCAUCAAGUCCGUCGUGCCGCUGCUGGACCGUGUGCUGGUGCAGCGCUUCAAGCCCGAGGCAAAGACGGCCUCGGGCCUCUUUCUGCCCUCGGCCGCGACGCAGACGCCGCUGCCCGAGGCCAGCGUCAUUGCCGUGGGCCCGGGCGCACGCGACGACAGCGGCAAGAUCAUCCCCAUGAACGUCAAGGCCGGCGACAAGAUCCUCCUGCCCGGCUGGGGCGGCAACAGCAUCAAGGUCGGCGAGGAGGAAUACCUGCUCAUCAAGGACUCGGAGAUCCUCGCCCUCCUCAACGAGUAG
Molecule: messenger RNA, 321 nt
Organism: Tilletiopsis washingtonensis
Lineage: Eukaryota; Fungi; Basidiomycota; Exobasidiomycetes; Entylomatales
Product: hsp10-like protein
Exons: 3
Coding region: 1-321 (106 amino acids)
Cellular component (GO): mitochondrial matrix
Molecular function (GO): ATP binding; metal ion binding; protein-folding chaperone binding
Source: RefSeq, a predicted model, not a curated record